AUGCUGCGCUACGGUAAGCUGCGCUACGGUAAGCUGCGCUAUGCUAUGCUGCGCUAUGGUAGGGCCAGCAGCUAGGGACACAGAUAAUUAUACUGUUAAGUACACAGUUUAUCAAUGCUGUCAUCACUGAACCUGAAUGUGGAUAUGAUUGUUUAGUGAACAUUGUAUCGAAUGAUGAAGUAUACUGUACUGUAUAAGAUAUAACCCUCUCACGUUAGUGUAUAAUCCCUCUCACGUUGGUGUAUAACCCUCUCACGAACUACAAAUCCUGGGGUGUACUUUAUUUAAACAAACCAAAUAACCCUCACUCUAUCUCUCUCUCCCUCUCUCUCUUCAUCUCUCUCUCUCUCGCCUCUCAAUUCAAUUUAAGGCCUUUAUUGCCAAAGCAAGUGAAGUAGAUAGUAAACAAAAGUGAAAUAAACAAUAAAUAUUAACAGUAAACAUUACACUCACAAAAGUUCCAAAAGAAUAAAGACAUUUCAAAUGUCAUAUUAUGUCUAUAUACAGUGUUGUAACAAUGUGCAAAUUGUUAAAGUACAAAUGGGAAAAUAAAUAAACAUAAAUAUGGGUUGUAUUUACAAUGGUGUUUGUUCUUCACUGGUUGCCCUUUUCUUGUGGCAACAGGUCACAAAUCUUGCAGCUGUGAUGGCACACUGUGGUUUUUCACCCAAUAGAUAUGGGAGUUUAUCCAAAUUGGAUUUGUUUUCUAAUUCUUAGUGUGUCCUUUAACGUAUACGCUGGGGGUCAGGAAGAAGGUGAGUUUGAUAAGAAAAGGCAUAAAAACAAAACAGGAGAAGCUGAACGUGACGAAACCAAGACUGCCUGAGGACUGAGGCUACUGAGGGCUAAAUAAAGGGAAGGUCAUCAAGGUGAUGACGAGGUCCAGGUGUGCAUAACGAUGGGGAGCGGGUGUACGUAAUGAUGGUGCCAGGACCGGUGGUUAAGUAGACUGGCGACCUUGAGCUCUGGAGUGGGGGUUGACGUGACAGGUCUGUGUAAUCUGAGGGAAAUAUGUGUCUCUAAUAUGGUCAUACAUUUGGCAGGAGGUUAGGAAAUGCAGCUCAGUUUCCACCUCAUUUUGUGGGCAGUGUGCACAUAGCCUGUCUUCUCUUGAGAGCCAGGUCUGCCUACGGCGGCCUCUCUCAAUAGCAAGGCUAUGGUCACUGAGUCUGUACAUAGUCAAAGCUUUCCUUAAGUUUGUGUGACACAGUGGUCAGGUAUUCUGCCACUGUGUACUCUCUGUAUCGGGCCAAAUAGCAUUCUAGUUUGCUCCGUUUUACAAAUUAAUUCUUUACAAUGUAUCAAGUAAUUCUCUUUUAGUUUUCUCAUGAUUUGGUUGGGUCUAAUUGUGUUGCUGUCCUGGGGCUCUGUGGGGUCUGUUUGUGUUUGUGAACAGAGCCCCAGGACCAGCUUGCUUAGGGGACUCUUCUCCAGGUUCAUCUCUCUGUAGCUGAUGGCUUUGUUAUGGAAGGGUUGUGAAUCGCUUCCUUUUAGGUGGUUGUAGAAUUUAACGGCUCUUUCUGGAUUUUGAUCAUUAGCGGGUAUUGACCUAAUUCUGUUAUGCAUGCUUUAUUUGGUGUUUUACGUUGUACACUGAGGAUAUUUUUGGCGAAUUCUGCAUGCAGAGUCUCAAUUUGGUGUUUGUUCCACUUUGUGAAUUUUUGGUUGGUGAGCGGACCCCAGACCUCACAACCAUAAAGGGCAAUGGGUUCUAUAACUGAUUCAAGUAUUUUUAGUCAGAUCCCAAUUGGUAUGUCGAAUCUUACGUUCCUGUUGAUGGCGUAGAAGGCCUUUCUUGCCUUGUCUCUCAGAUCGUUCACAGCUUUGUGGAAGUUACAUGUGGCGCUUAUGUUUAGGCCUGUUAAGGUAUGUAAAGUAUUUUUUUGUGCUCUAGGGCAACGGUGUCUCAAUAAAAUUUGUAUUUGUGGUCCUGGCAACUGGACCUCUUUUGGAAAACAAUUAUUUUUGUCUUACUGAGAUUUACUGUCAGGGCCCAGGUCUGGGCAGAAGAUCUCUCUCUCUCUCUCUCUCUCUCUCUAUACUCUCUCUACUCUCUCUCUAUGUCUCGUAUCUCUCUCUCUCUCUGCUCUAUCUCUCUCUCUCUCUCUCUCUCGCUCUCUGUCUAUCUCUUCUCUCUCUCUCUCUUUCGCUCUCUGUCUCUCUCUCUACUUUCUCUUAUCUCUCUCUCUAUCUCUCUCUCUCUCUAUCUCUCUCUCUCUCUCUGUCCUCCUCUAUGUCUCUCUGUUUCUCUCUCUGUCUCUCUCUGUUCUACUCUCUCACUCUCUCUGCUCUCUCUCUCUCUCUCUCUCUAUCUCUAUCCUCUCUAUAUCUCGGCCUCUCCCUACUCUCUCUUCAUCUUCAUCUACUUCUAUUUCGCUAUCUACUUCUCUCUCUGUUCAUCUCCUUAAUAAUAUUAUCGGUAACUUUCUAUUGGAUAUAAACCCUCAGCUGCCCUCCACCAUCUUUAACACCAGACAUUUACAUUUUACAUUUUAGUCAUUUAGCAGACACUCUUAUCCAGAGCCACUACAGUAGUGAGUCAUUUAGCAGACACUCUUAUCCAGAGCCACUACAGUAGUGAGUCAUUUAGCAGACACUCUUAUCCAGAGCCACUACAGUAGUGAGUCAUUUAGCAGACGCUCUUAUCCAGAGACUCUACAGUAGUGAGUCAUUUAGCAGACGCUCUUAUCCAGAGCCACUACAGUAGUGAGUCAUUUAGCAGACACUCCUAUCCAGAGAGACUACAGUAGUGAGUCAUUUAGCAGACACUCUUAUCCAGAGACUCUACAGUAGUGAGUCAUUUAGCAGACGCUCUUAUCCAGAGAGACUAUAGUAGUGAGUCAUUUAGCAGACGCUCUUAUCCAGAGCCACUACAGUAGUGAGUCAUUUAGCAGACACUCCUAUCCAGAGAGACUACAGUAGUGAGUCAUUUAGCAGACACUCCUAUCCAGAGCCACUACAGUAGUGAGUCAUUUAGCAGACGCUCUUAUCCAGAGCCACUACAGUAGUGAGUCAUUUAGCAGACGCUCUUAUCCAGAGCCACUACAGUAGUGAGUCAUUUAGCAGACACUCUUAUCCAGAGAGACUACAGUAGUGAGUCAUUUAGCAGACACUCUUAUCCAGAGACUCUACAGUAGUGAGUCAUUUAGCAGACGCUCUUAUCCAGAGCCAUUACAGUAGUGAGUCAUUUAGCAGACGCUCUUAUCCAGAGCCACUACAGUAGUGAGUCAUUUAGCAGACACUCUUAUCCAGAGCCACUAUAGUAGUGAGUCAUUUAGCAGACGCUCUUAUCCAGAGCCACUACAGUAGUGAGUCAUUUAGCAGACACUCUUAUCCAGAGCCACUAUAGUAGUGAGUCAUUUAGCAGACACUCUGAUCCAGAGCCACUACAGUAGUGAGUCAUUUAGCAGACACUCUUAUCCAGAGUCACUACAUUAGUGAGUCAUUUAGCAGACGCUCUUAUCCAGAGCCACUACAGUAGUGAGUCAUUUAGCAGACGCUCUUAUCCAGAGCCACUACAGUAGUGAGUCAUUUAGCAGACACUCUUAUCCAGAGCCACUAUAGUAGUGAGUCAUUUAGCAGACGCUCUUAUCCAGAGCCACUACAGUAGUGAGUCAUUUAGCAGACACUCUUAUCCAGAGCCACUAUAGUAGUGAGUCAUUUAGCAGACGCUCUUAUCCAGAGCCACUACAGUAGUGAGUCAUUUAGCAGACACUCUUAUCCAGAGCCACUACAGUAGUGAGUCAUUUAGCAGACACUCUUAUCCAGAGCGAUUUACAGUUAGCGAGUGUGGACUCCUUAAGUCACGGUACUGUGUUCAUUAGUCCUGCUCUACAAAUCAAGACCAGCCAUUUGAAUCUAUUUCACCCAUCCUCCCUGCUAAUUGAAUGUGAUCUCUGUUUCUGCAGUAUGCAGGUUUGCUGGUUGGAUGACUGUCCAUGGUGAGUGCUGCAGUAAUGAUGGGGAUAGAUGUGAGGCUACAGCAGCAACAGUUUGAUUCAGGGAGGGAGGAUCUACUACCUCCUUCAGACUGACAGGCUGAUCUACUACCUCCUUCAGACUGACAGGCUGAUCUACUACCUCCUUCAGACUGACAUGGUGAUCUACUACCCUCCUUCAGACUGACAUGGUGAUCUACUACCUCCUUCAGACUGAGAGGCUGAUCUACUGCCUCCUUUAGACUGACAGGCUGAUCUACUACCUCCUUCAGACUGACAGGCUGAUCUACUGCCUCCUUCAGACUGACAGGGUUAUCUACUACCUCCUUCAGACUGACAGGCUGAUCUACUAACUCCUUUAGACUGACAGGCUGAUAUACUACCUCCUUCAGACUGACAGGGUGAUCUACUACCUCCUUCAGACUGACAGGCUGAUCUACUACCUCCUUCAGACUGACAGGCUGAUCUACUAUCUCCUUCAGACUGACAGGGUGAUCUACUACCUCAGGCUGAUUUACUACCUCCUUCAGACUGAAAGGCUGAUCUACUACAUCCUUCAGACUGACAGGCUGAUCUACUACCUCCUUUAGACUGACAGGCCGAUCAACUACCUCCUUCAGACUGACAGGGUGAUCUACUACCUCCUUCAGACUGACAGGCUGAUCUACUAUCUCCUUCAGACUGACAGGGUGAUCUACUACCUCUAUCAGACUGACAGGGUGAUCUACUCCCUCCUUCAGACUGAAAGGCUGAUCUACUACCUCCUUCAGACUGACAGGCAUAUCUACUGCCUCCUUCAAACUGACAGGGUGAUAUACUACCUCCUUCAGACUAACAGGCUGAUCUACUGCCUCCUUCAGACUGACAGGGUGAUAUACUACCUCCUUCAGACUAACAGGGAGAUUUACUACCUCAUUCAGACUGACAUGGUGAUUUACUACCUCCUUCAGCCUGACAGGCUGAUCUACUAUCUCCAAACUGACAGGCUGAUCUACUACCCUACUUCAGACUGACAGGGUGAUCUAAUACCUCCUUUAGACUGAGUGGCUGAUCUACUACCUCCUUCAGACUGACAGGGUGAUCUACUACCUCCUUCAGAAUGACAGGGUGAUUUACUGCCUCCUUCAGACUGACAGGCUGAUUUACUACCUCCUUCAGACUGACAGGCUGAUCUACUACCUCCUUUAGACUGACAGGGUGAUCUACUACCUCCUUCAGACUAACAGGGUGAUCUACUACCUCCUUCAGACUGACAGGCUGAUCUACUAUCUCCUUCAGACUAACAGGGUGAUCUACUACCUCUUUCAGACUGACAGGGUGAUCUACUACCUCCUUCAGACUGACAGGCUGAUCUACUAUCUCCUGCAGACUGACAGGGUUACCUACUACCUUUUUCAGACUGACAGGGUGAUCUACUCCCUCCUUCAAACUGACAGGCUGAUCUACUACCUCCUUCAGACUGACAGGCUGAUCUACUACCUACUUCAGACUGACAGGCUGAUCUUCUACCUCCUUCAGACUGACAGGCUGAUCUAUUACCUCCUUCAGACUGACAGGGUUAUCUACUACCUCUUUCAGACUGAAAGGAUGAUCUACUACUUCCUUCUGACUGACAGGCUGAUCUACUUCCUCCUUCAGACUGACAGGCUGAUCUAA
Messenger RNA from Coregonus sp. 'balchen', 5594 nucleotides. The record is from the annotation of a GenBank genome assembly. Lineage: Eukaryota; Metazoa; Chordata; Actinopteri; Salmoniformes; Salmonidae.